CACACUCAACCAUGCCACAGUGACACCAGCAAGUUCAUAACGGGGAGAGGCCAAUCACCUGCUCUGUGUGCGAAAGGAUUCACUGAAUCAUCUCAACUGAAUGAACACCAGUGAGUUCACACUGAAAAGAUGUCGUUCACCUGCUUAGACUGUGGGAAGGGAUUCACUCGUUCAUCCACACUACAGAGACACCAGCGAGUUCACACCGGGGAGAGGCCAUUCACUUGCUCUGAAUGUGGGAAGGGAAUCAGUGACUCAUCCAAACUUGUGAGACACUACCGAGUUCACACCGGGGAGAGGCCGUUCACUUGCUCUGAAUGUGGGAAAGGAUUUGCUCGGUCAUCUCAACUGACUGAACAUCAGCGAGUUCACACUGGGGAGAAACCGUUCAGCUGCUUUCAAUGUGGCAAGGGGUUCACCCAGUCAUCUCAUCUGAAAGUACAUCAGCGAAUUCACACUGGGGAGAAGCCGUUCAGCUGCUCUGAAUGUGGGAAGGGAUUCACUGACUCAUCCCACCUUGUGAAGCACUGCCGAAUUCACACUGGGGAGAAGCCAUUCACAUGCUGUGAAUGUGGGAAGGGAUUCACUGACUCAUCCCACCUUGUGAAGCACUGCCGAAUUCACACUGGGGAGAAGCCGUUCACGUGCUGUGAAUGUGGGAAGGGGUUCACUGCGUCAUCCAACCUGCUGAGGCACUGCCGAAUUCACACUGGGGAGAAACCGUUCACCUGCUUAGAUUGUGGAAAGGGAUUCACUCGGUCAUCAGGCUUGAAAGUCCAUCAGCGAGUUCACACUGGGCGAUGCCAGUCACCUGUUCUGAUUGUGGGAAUGAAUUCGCUCAGACAUCUCAACUGACUGAACAUCAACUGCUCAGACUGUGGGAAGGCAUUCACACACUGAUCCACACUGCAGAGACAGUGGUGGGUUCACACUGUGGGGAGGGUGGUCACCUGCUCAGACUGUGGGAAGGCAUUCACACACUGAUCCACACUGCAGAGACA
Messenger RNA from Hypanus sabinus (Atlantic stingray), 1001 nucleotides. Its product is annotated as gastrula zinc finger protein XlCGF8.2DB-like. Gene Ontology annotation, biological process: regulation of cytokine production; negative regulation of transcription by RNA polymerase II; regulation of immune system process. Lineage: Eukaryota; Metazoa; Chordata; Chondrichthyes; Myliobatiformes; Dasyatidae. The record is from RefSeq and is a predicted model, not a curated record. The coding region runs from base 130 to 855 and encodes 241 amino acids. The transcript has a single exon.